Choloepus didactylus (southern two-toed sloth) is the source of this 5733-nucleotide messenger RNA. It is a transcript of the gene PI15, whose product is annotated as peptidase inhibitor 15. Lineage: Eukaryota; Metazoa; Chordata; Mammalia; Pilosa; Megalonychidae. The record is from RefSeq and is a predicted model, not a curated record. The transcript has 6 exons. The coding region runs from base 130 to 906 and encodes 258 amino acids. Gene Ontology annotation, cellular component: extracellular region.
CACUCCUCUUACAAGAGUUCAUGCUACAACAUAGCAAAGAACUUUAAAUUUUUGGAAGAACAGUAUAUUCAUUUUGGCAUUGUGCAGAGUGAAGUGAACUCGGUGGCCUCUCCUUCUCCACCCCUCAAAAUGAUAGCAACCUCUGCCGUCGGUGGUGCGCUCCUGUUCUCCCUGCUCUGUGAAGCAAGUGCUGUCGUCUCACUCAAUUCCGCUGACUCAUCCCCGCCAACCAAUAAUUUCACUGAUAUUGAAGCAGCUCUAAAAGCACAACCAGAGUCUGCGGAUAUCCCCAAAGCCAGGCGGAAGCGCUACAUUUCACAGAAUGACAUGAUCGCCAUUCUUGAUUUUCAUAAUCAAGUUCGGGGCAAAGUGUUCCCACCUGCAGCAAACAUGGAAUAUAUGGUUUGGGAUGAAAAUCUUGCAAAAUCUGCAGAGGCUUGGGCAGCUACUUGCAUUUGGGACCAUGGACCUUCUUAUUUACUGAGAUUUCUGGGCCAAAAUCUGUCUGUACGAACUGGAAGAUACCGCUCUAUUCUCCAGUUGGUCAAGCCAUGGUAUGAUGAAGUGAAAGAUUAUGCUUUUCCGUAUCCACAAGACUGCAACCCCAGAUGUCCUAUGAGAUGUUAUGGCCCUAUGUGCACACAUUAUACACAGAUGGUUUGGGCCACCUCCAAUAGGAUUGGAUGUGCAAUUCAUACUUGCCAAAACAUGAAUGUUUGGGGAUCUGUAUGGCAACGCGCAGUUUACUUGGUAUGCAACUAUGCCCCAAAGGGCAAUUGGAUCGGAGAAGCGCCAUAUAAAGUAGGGGUACCAUGUUCAGCUUGUCCUCCAAGUUAUGGGGGAUCUUGUACUGACAAUCUUUGUUUCCCAGGAGUGAUGUCAAACUACUUAUACUGGUUUAAAUAAGCUUACCUUUUCCUCCAGGAAAUAUAAUGGUUUCUGGGAAUCACAGGCAUAAAUAUAUUGAAUUUUGCACAUAUUAUACAUAUCUUAUGAUAAUCUCGUUUUCCUUUUACUAUUGAUUUGUAAAAAUUAGUAUUUGGUAUGUUUGUUUAAUCCUUUGAGGUAAUCAAAACAUCUAUUUCUAUUUUCUGACCUCCAAGCCUAAAUUACAAUAGUGUGUAUGUAUUGAUGAUAUAGUGGAUGCAUCCAAUUCCAAAACUAGCUUUCUAAAGGAGUUAUGUUACUAUGGUCCUAUAUUAAGGAUUAAUAACCACACUUUAUUUCCACUGGCAUCACUGUUUGCCAACAAUAGUCAGCUUUCAAUCUCAAGAUGUAUACUUUAGUACCACUUAUCAGCAACAAGUAGCUAGAAUGAUAAGAGUGAGUUAAUGCAGAAGGGUAUUAAAAGUACACUUCUGGAUAUAUACAUUUCUUUCUGGGAUAAAUUAAAAUUGGUUGACCAAAAGAUUUUGUAAAUUAAAGUUGAAAUUAGUUGUGUUGUUGCUCUUCAGGGUUGGCUGAGGCUAAGAAAUAUAAUAUGGGUUUUCUGCCUUUUUUCUCUUUUUAAGUCUCCUUUGUAUUGCUCUUAACUAGAACCACUGAAUGCAAAUACAUUAGCAGUCAUUUAGAUACUCCUCCCAGGCUAGCUUCUGUCUAGAUUGAUAUAGGUCUAUAUUUCUAAACCAAGUUGAAGAAUAAUUUUCUGUUCUCAAUUAAGUUUGGUUAUAUAUAGAAAGCUGCUAAAUCAAAGUCACUAUGGAAAUUUCACUCAGGCAAUUUGGAAAUACAAGAUUUCCUCAUUCAAGAAAUCUCAGAGAGAAGAACCCAACAUAUGGGUUAAGACACUAACAUUACAUUUUAAAUGUUUGUGUUUGUGUGUUUUAUUCAGGUUAUGUAAUGCUUCCACAGAAUUACAGAACAAGUAAAUAUGGUUAAUUCCAGAAUAUAAGUAACAGAAAGAAACUACUUGUUUAAAAUUCCCUACACGUUUGCAGUUUCUUAGGGUAGAUGCAUUUAAAGAUGACAGAUAGUUAAUUAAAUCCAUUCAAAGGAGAAGACUCAAUCAUCUGGAAACUAGGUUUACAUGAUGACAAACAAUUGGCUUGAUUACUUUUACAAAAUACGGUGACCAAAUGUUUAGAUACCAUACUACUCUGCCUUUGUGGGUAUAUGUAUAGAUCCUAUUAAAAAUAAAUAUUUUGAGAAAAUAAAAUGAAGAACCAAAGUAAUUUUAUGAUUCAGUUUCCAAUCUAACUUUUAUCUAGUCUAUCUAAGUAAUUGGAGGGGAAAGACAUUAGCAGGACAUUUGCUCAAUUUAUCUAGAAAACAGUUCCCAUCCUCUACUUUGCUAUUUUAGACUGUUCUCAGUUCCAGUUCUGUUGCUGGUUUGCUUGUGUGGCUUGGUUUCUCAGUUCUAAAGAGCAAUAAUACUUGCUACAUAUUUCAGAGAAGUUCCUAUGAAGGUAAAAUUACCAUACUAGUAGAAAUUGAUGUAUAUUAAAACUAUCAUCAAUAUUAUGCAGCUUUUACUUGAGAUAAAAUUAAAUUUUUCAUGAGCUCCUCUUUCACAGGAAUGCCAAUUCUUCAUACUUAUCCCAUCUUCUUCUGUAGUAGCUGCAAUGUAAUAAAUAUUUGCAUGAAUAGUUUUUUUUAGAUUUUAGCUAAGCUGAGGCAAAUUUAGAAGAAUCUCACUUUUCAAUUCUUUAUUAAGACAAAAGUAUCUUACCUAAAAAGUUUUGAAUAUCACAAAAAUCCAGAUAUAUCAUCAAACAUACCAGAUUAAGUCUAGUGUCUGUAUACUUAGAAUUUACACUAUAAGUUUAUUUAUAAUUUAACAAUUGUGCUGAAAAUAGAACCAGUAUAUUUUUUACUCUAUUUCUACUUUUUAAAAAUAGUAAUACAAACUGGCCAUGUGAAAUGUUUCAUUUUCCAGGCUAAGGCAAAUGAAAGUUUGCUAGUCUCAACACAGUGUGUGAUAUAUUUCAUGGCAUGCAACAAUGGUGCUAGGAUAGCUAUUUCUCAAUGUAAUUCCCAUAGGCAGAGAGGGUCUGGGUAUCAGCUAUUUUAUAAGAGCAACUUUAAGGAGCCAACACUGAGGCCUCAUUUGGAAAGCUUCAUUCAAAAGAAACAGUAAUUGGCAUACAUAUUCUACAGCAUUGGUCUUCUUUAUGGCAUAGGUCUUUAUUCAAUAGAAAAGUCAAAAUGGUCUGUCACAUUAUAGAUUUUUUUGUUGUCCAUAUCAUCAAAAGCCUGGAAAAUCUUUUAUUUUAGCUACUGAACUGGUGGAUUUCUGCUUAGAAUUUUGUAAGUUGUGUAGACACAGUCUUAAUGUUCCUUAUUAUGAUAGAUAAGCUUGCUUUAAAAAUGUGGAAGAAAUGAUUACUAUCAUUUUUGCUUCUGUUCAGUGGUUUAAGCAUUGUCACUUUUGUGGCUUAUCAGAGCUGUCCUACAGAUUUCAUUUGGCAGUUCUAUAAAAGGACAGUUUAUGCAGCUUUAGCAUAAAGUAGACCAAACACUGUGAGAAGUUGAACCACUACAAUUGACUUGGAAUAUUUGAAUUGAAAUAACAUACAUUUUUCUCAUUUGCACAUGCUUGGGCAAAUCCAAUACAUAUUUAAUACAUAUUCUAACCCAGUUUAAGAGUUUUGUGUUCACACCCUGCUUAUUAAAUAAAUGUACAAGCUAAGUGGAUAAUCUGAAUGUGUCCAUGAAGGAAAAGUAAAUUUAGACUUUGGUUUAUGUGCUCCCUCCGUGUAACAGCAUUUCCCUAGCUUGCUUAGUAUCAUGGGAGACAAAUCUUGAUAUUGGAUGGAAGCCUUUACCUACCAAAGUGCCGAGGGAAAGUCAAGUCUAAUAUUUCCUUGCUUUUAUAUGUCAUUUUGUAUGUGAAGUCAAUAUUAUUCAGAUUUAGGCCUUAUAUACCAAGACAUAUUUAAACACAUGUAAAAUGAUUUUAAAAAUUUAUGCCAGGUCUUAUGUUGACUUAUGAAAGGCCAAUCAGAAACAGAGAGUUUAAGAAUUCACUGGUUAAUGGUGCUGGAAACACAUUAUAACCAUCACACCCUCACAAUAAUUUUGAGAUUUCUUUGCAAUUAAAGUUUUCAUUAAGUGUAUACUAUCAGAAUCGACUUUGGUGCUAAACAUGUGGUGCUAAAUGAAAUGUUAGUGUUCAUAGCUUUACUAAUGUGCUUUUUCAUUCACUGUUAAAAGUUUAGCUUUUGUCCAUUUGAUUCCUGAUUCAGGCCAGUGAACUACAUUCUUUAUCUGAUAGCCCAACACUUUUUAGAUGUAACAGAAUGUAAAUGUAUUUCUUUAGAAGUUAUCGGUUUUCUUUUUUUAGACUUGUUGUUUUUUAGCUUGGCAAUGUCCAAGUUAAAAUGUCACCCAAGUGUGUAAUACACCUACACCCACCAUGCUGCAGGCACUGGCGCCCUCUGGUGGUUAUGAAACAAAUUCUUGAUGACUACUUUGCGUACAACAAAAGCCAGUUUGGUGCAAUAAAAAUCUAAGUUGCACAGUAUUAGAAUUCUCUGAUACUCCCUAAAUCUGAUAGUAGUUAAAACUCCUUGAUCCUAAUGACAUACUUUCCUAAGAGAAUAAAAGAGUGAAGUGUCCUGGCAUCCACUUUCCUGAACAGCAAUGUUUUAUGUGAUUUUCCAAUUCUGAAAGCUUAUUAAAGCUUUCUUGAAUAAGUCUUGUAAAAUAUUUUUUCCAUUUGGCUUACAUCAUAAUUAUGAUUAAAAUUACAAUUAGCAAACAGCAUUUACAAUUGUCUUACUUUCAAAAGCAAUAAUUUAUUUUUAUUUAAUAUAGGGACAAGAUAAAAGGAGAUAUAUUGAAAUAAUAAUUAAUUCCAUAUAUAAUAGAAUGAUCUCCCCUCCUUUAAUUGUUAGUCUAGAAUUCGACAAUAUUAUUCAUUCAGUUGACUGGGCUAAUGAUAAAAUUUAAUUAUUUCAUUCUGAGUCCUUCCAGUCUAACAAAUGUUGUACACAUAAGCUUGGAAUUAUAUCACCUGUAAUUAAUGAGGGCAAUGUUUUUAGUUAAACUUUCAGUUGAACUAUUUAAUUGACUGAAUGUGGUAAUCUUCUUUGACAGAAAUGUUUCUUAAACCAUAUUAGCAUAACCAAAUAAAAUAGCUUUGAAGCAGUUUUCUAAAUUAGUAUUUUCAAAUUUAUUUUAAAGCAAUAUAUUCUUUUUUACAAUCAAAGUCAUAUGCAAAACCCCAGCAUAUGAAACAUAGGGUCUAUCCCAUCCAGGUCCCCCCAUAUUUUCUAAAACAAUUAGCUAAUUAAAGCAAAAAAAAGAAAAAAAAAAGGCCUAAAUUAUUUGAAUGUUCUUUUAAAUACCCACUUCACUUUGCAUAUGUUUGAAGACUCUCAGUUUCAUGGAAAAUCAAAUGCUGAGCUAAAAUGGUGCUUGGUUACAUAUAACAGCUUCUUGUGUUUUGUUAUUUGACAAACAGAAUUUUGGUACUACUUUGAGAAUUAGAGAUAAUUGUGGUGCACAUAUCAAAGCAAUAUGUUUUUAAAAAUCUAAAUAUGUUUCAAGUAUUUAUAUAUUCCUAAAAUAUACUGUCAUUUAAGAUGUUUUUUUAAAAAAACAGUUUAAUUUGCAUAACUGUUAUUCAUUGCUUAUCACUGUAGCAAUGAAGAUGACUUCACUGUUGUGAUAUUAUGUCAUGAAUGUGUAAUUACAAACAAACUGUGUAAACUUCUGUCCUUAUGGAGCAUAAGAAAUGUAGCUUUUUGAGUUCCACGGUAUUAUUUUUCUUCAAUAAAUAAUUACAUUUAA